UGCCCGCCAAUCCUACGAUGGCGCUGUAACAUUGUAACGUUACGUUGACGAGCCAGCCAAGGGCCCUUCUGGCGAAGAAGAAGCGGGUGAAGUGGGGGAACCGCCGCGAAGUAAAUUAAAGAAAAUUCUUUGUAGUUAGAGACAAUUUAACAUUUAUUCGGUCUAGUCCGCGGUCAUACUAAAGCAACGGCGCAAAUUUGUGAAGCUGACUCCCCUACUCUUCCAGCAUUGAGCUCCCAAAAUUUUAGCUACAUUAGCCUAGCAUCUCGCCGACUCGUCGCCCAGCUGCCAUCAAAAACAUUCACAAAGGAAGCAAAGAAGAGGAACAAACAUGACGGACGACUGUGAAUUUAGUGAAGACGUAGGCAUGAGGAUGGAAGAGGACGGGGAGGCGUACAGCGACGACCCCAUGACCACCGGAGCGGUGGGGGACGGCGGCCUGGCCGGAGGCGAGGCCGAGGGGGCGAGAAUCGACGCUAGUAAAAAUGAAGAGGAUGAAGGGAAGGUGUUUGUUGGCGGCCUCAGCUGGGACACGACAAAGAAGGACCUAAAAGAUUACUUCUCCAAGUUCGGGGAGGUUAUCGACUGCACUCUGAAACUGGAUCCCUUGACUGGCCGCUCCAGAGGAUUCGGCUUUGUGCUCUAUAAGGAAGCCACAAGUGUUGACAAGGUGUCCGCACAGAAGGAGCACAAACUCAACGGGAAGGUCAUUGACCCCAAAAAAGCCAAAGCCAUGAAGAGCAAAGAGCCGGUAAAAAAGAUCUUCGUGGGCGGCCUUUCUCCCGACACUCCAGAAGAGAAAGUCCGAGAAUACUUUGCCACUUUUGGAGAGGUGGAAGCCGUGGAGCUUCCCAUGGAGGGUAAAACUAACAAAAGGAGAGGAUUCUGCUUCAUCACGUUCAAGGAAGAGGAACCGGUAAAGACCAUCAUGCAGAAGAAGUACCACAACAUCGGCCUAAGCAAUUGUGAAGUGAAGGCGGCCAUGUCCAAGGAACAGUACCAGCAGCAGCAGUACUGGGGAGGCAGAGGAGGAUACUCGCCCAGGUCUCGAGGACGGGGCGGAGGUGCCGGUCCGAACUGGAAUCAGGGUUACGGCAACUACUGGAGUCAGGGCUACGGGAACUACAACUACGGCAAUCAAGGCUACGGGGGCUACGGCGGCUACGAUUACUCUGGUUACAGCAACUAUUACGGAUACGGUGGCGACAGUAAUCCACCGGCCGGAUACGGCAAGUCGCCUCGGCGCCCUGUUCACAGCAACAGUUACAGACCGUACUAAAAAGCGUGGGGUUGCCCCGAAGGACCCAAUUAGGUGUUACGGGGCCGAGAGGACGACGCGCAGCCGGACGCGGUGAGAAGGCGGCGACCUUGUCGUGAUCGUGAGACAAAAAACAAACUCAAGAGCCCGUAGUUGUAUUUUCGGGAGCGUUCGGUGGAUCUGACCUUUUCAAGAAGGAUUUUUUUUUGGCCUUCAUUUAGGAGUUUUACCACUUUUCUCGUUCUAUUUUGUAUCGUCAACGGCUUGGUUUAUUAGUUAGACACACUUAUUUACAGUCGUAAAUGCGCAUUUAUCACUUCGUCAAGAGCUAUACAACGUUCAUAAAUAUAGACAAAAUUGUAUUCGAUGUAAGCGUGAAAAAAAAUUAAAAUUGUUUGGAUUUCCCAUUGUAGCCACCCUUUUUUUCCCCCUCCUCAGACAAAACUUUUUGUCCCUUUUGUUGCUCUGCCAGCUUGGCAGAAUUCACGCGAAAGCAUCACAUCAACUUCAGUCUUCAUAACGAAUGGAGAAAGCGGGAGGUGACGUACAGUGGUCUGAAAAAGUAUCUGAACCUUUUGGAAUUUCUUAACAUUUUUGCAUUGGAAAAAAAAAAAAAAACAUCAAAUGCGAUUUGAUCUUUGUCAAAAUCACACAGAUGAAAAAACAGCUUUAACUAAAACGACCCAAACAUUUAUAGGUUUUCAUAUUUUAAUUGGGAUAGCAUGCAAACAUUUACAGAAGGGGGGAAAAUACGUGAGUGAAUCCUCUGCCUAAGCAGACUUAAAGAGAUAUUGAAACCAAUUUUUACCAAUUUUUUACCAAACAAUUUAAGUCAGGUGUGUGCCCAAUCACUGAUGAGUGGUUUAAAGCUGCCCUGCCAACUAUAAAACACACACCUGGUAAGAAUUGUCUUGAUUAGAGGCAUUGUCUGAAGUCCACCAUGGCUCAGUCAAAAGAGCUGUCUGAAGACCUGCGAUCGAGGAUUGUAGAUUUGUAUAAAACUGUGAAAGGAUACAAAACCAUCUCUAAAAUCUGGGUUUUCAUCAAUCGACAGUUAGAGAAGUUGUCUCCAAAUGGAGAGUUUGGCACUGUUGCUUCUGUACCGAGGAGUGGCCGUCCACCAAAGAUGACGCCAAGAGUUCAGCGCAGAAUACUAAGAGAGGUAAAAAAAAGAACCCUAGAGUGUCUGCUAAAGACUUAUAGAAAUCACUGGCACAGUCCAAUAUCUAUGUGCACGCAUCAACUAUAUAUAUGUAAAACACUCCACAAAAUUUUGGGCAAAACAUUUUGUGGACUGAUGAAACCAAAGUUGAAUUGUUUGGGAGUAACACAAAACGUCGUGCGGAGGAAAAAUGCAACGUUGGCUCACCAACAUCAACACCUCAUCCCCAUCGCGAAGCGAGGUGGAGGGAGCAUCAUGAUUUGGGGUGGUUUUGCUUCCUCAGGGCCUGGAACAUUUGCAAUCAUGAAUGGAAGAAUGAAUUCAAAAGUAUCAGGAUGUUUUGAAGGAAAACCUGAGGCCGUCUGUCAGACAGUUUGAGCUAAAAAUAGGAUGGAUGCUGCAACAAGGUAAUGAUCUAAAACACAGAAGUAAAUCAACUUCUGAAUGGUUUCAGAAGAACAAAAUACAUGUUCUAGAGUGGCCAAGUCAAAGUCCACACUUCAACCCUAUUGAGAUGCUGUGGCAUAGACUUCAGAUGGGAACAUUCUCGGCUCUAUCGUUCGCCAUCUGUGUUGUUGUGGAGAUGACUUCCGACAGGCGAGACGUUGCUCGUUAAGAACACGUCACACAAAUAAACGAAUCUGAUUGCACGGAUGAUUUCGUUCUGGCUCGAGGCCAGUAGGGAUGAUUUCGUUCUGGUUUGAGAGACUAAUAAGGAGCUGGGUCCCAGACUCUUCUCGCGGUGUUUGAAAUAAUCAGGGAGAACAGUCUGGUCGUGCCAGGCAACACGCUCCCUCUCUUUGCUCUUUGUUGGUCAGCCAGUGCACUGGAGUUGCUUAUUAACUCAUUUGUUCCGAAAAACGUAUAAAUACGUUCUAUUUUUAAUUUUUUCAGUGUCCCAAAGACGUAUUUAUACAUCUCUUACAUUUUUUUUUUUUUACAAGAGACAUCUCUAGGUUCUGAUGCAACUUCGCUCCAAAGCACAACGCUGAAAAUCCAUUUUAAAGCAAUAAAACCGGUCACUGGAGGGCGUUAGCGCAUUUGGUAAGAAGUCAUACCGGACCAUGAAAGGAAGUGAAUGAAGAGAAAUAAUCAGGAAACGGAAGUUGGAAAAAGUAAGAAGCGUGAGAAAAAUGUGGAGAACGAUGUCAAACACAAGGCACACACCCCACACAAGUUCCCUAGGUGAAUUCUGUUAUGAAGUAGUGGUCACUAUCACUACACAGGUCCCCCCCAGAAUUCACCCACACAGGACACCAGGCGUAACCCGAUUUAACGAAACGGAAUGGUCGGGUUGCCGCGGCCACAACAGCGUCAUCUCUCAGUUUGAUAGUGUGAGAGAAUUUAUUCAUGCUUAAAACACAACCAUUAUAUAUUAUAUGUUGAAGGCUUUUGUUAUGCUUGCAUGAGAAUAUUACAGCACAGAGGAUCAUUGUUAAAAUAAUCUGUUGUAAUCUUUUUGAGUGAGCCUUCUCAUAGCCUUGACGAUUGUAGACGGAGUCAAUAUGCCCAAAUAUGGACUGUCAUUUUCCUGUUGUUUCCAAUAUGCCCUGAAUGAGUACAAUAUAGCAACUGUGGCUUAUCAAACUUCUUCCUGGCCACAGCUUGUGAUUCAAGGUUACAGCUUAAGAUGGUUUUCCCCUAUGAGAGAAGUUUUUCUGUAACUUGAGAUGUUUUUACUAACUUUCGAUUUCAUUUUUAUGGUGCCAACCCAUAAAUAGAGGCAUGCCAUGUAUCUCUCUUUUGUCCACAUGCGGAGAGGCGCUUUGUGUGUUACUCCGCAUCUGUACCCAAGAGCUCUUGUACUAAAACCUACUAAAUCCAUGGUUGUGGUCGUAUUUAUUUCUCUAACUAUCGAGGUAACACUUGUCUUGGAGUUCAAACUUGAGCUUCACUGACAGAUAGUUUAGUUAUGUGUAAAUAAAUUGUUACUUUGCUAUCAAAAGCUCUAUAUGUCUUGUUUGUUAUUUUGUAGAAGGAAAACAUUAUUCAGAUGUUUGGGAUCUCACAAAAGUAAAAAAUAGCUGUGUUAAAGUCAAAGUUAUGUUUGAAAUGAAUGCUUUUACAAAAAGCUCAAUUUGUCUGUUUUUACAUCAGAAAUUGGAAAAAUGCACAAACUAAGCUAUUUUCUAAUGCUGAUUUCUAAAGAAUGGAAAAGAUAUGAACUAACUUUUUCUCUGCUGAAAGAAGAGAGUAAUCUUUCUUUUGGUGGGUUCCAUGUUUAAAUAGUAAUAGAAUGGAAUUUUCUGUGGGCCUUGCAAAAUCAGUCAAAAUCCAGUAAAACAGCCGGGAGCGAAGGGCCUUGCUCCGGUGAAAAUGGCUGGGAGUGAAUGAGUUAAAGUUAACGAUGAUUGACAGAUACCUGGGUUUGAUCUUGCCAGAGACUCAAACUUACCACGGCACCUAACAGCGCUGCAUGCGUCAAUCAUCAUUUAACUUGUUAAACAGUUGCUGUGGCAACUCUGCGUGUGAGCAGCUAGAGCGGAUUUGAGUGGACUCAAUUAAGCAUUUAAUGAAGCCAAUAUUAUAUAAUAUAAAGUGGGUUUU
Molecule: messenger RNA, 4967 nt
Organism: Corythoichthys intestinalis (scribbled pipefish)
Lineage: Eukaryota; Metazoa; Chordata; Actinopteri; Syngnathiformes; Syngnathidae
Product: heterogeneous nuclear ribonucleoprotein D0-like
Exons: 8
Coding region: 332-1279 (315 amino acids)
Biological process (GO): regulation of gene expression
Cellular component (GO): chromatin; nucleoplasm
Molecular function (GO): RNA binding
Source: RefSeq, a predicted model, not a curated record